This is a messenger RNA of Aspergillus udagawae, 414 nucleotides long. Its product is annotated as MFS transporter. Gene Ontology annotation, biological process: transmembrane transport. The record is from RefSeq and is a predicted model, not a curated record. The transcript is spliced from 2 exons. Bases 1 to 414 code for a protein of 137 amino acids. Gene Ontology annotation, cellular component: membrane. Gene Ontology annotation, molecular function: transmembrane transporter activity. NCBI's taxonomy places the organism in Eukaryota, Fungi, Ascomycota, Eurotiomycetes, Eurotiales, Aspergillaceae.
AUGGCUUCAGAGCAACGCAGAAAGUGGUAUCACAUCAAGUGGUUUGCAGACGAUGACACGAAAGAGGAACGGCAGCUGAUUUUCAAGCUGGAUCUUCUGAUUGUUCCAUAUGCCUUUCUUGCGUACUGGACGAAGUAUAUAGACCAAUCCAACAUAAACAAUGCUUAUGUUUCGGGUCUUUCUGAUGAUCUGAACCUGCACGGUAAUGCCCUCGUUCAUCUGCAGACAAUGUACACCGUGGGCGCGGUUCUGGGUCAAAUCCCCUUCGCAUAUCUCUUCACCAAAUUUCCAAUGUCCUGGGUUAUUCCAGCUUUGGAUAUUUCAUGGGGCGUGUUUACGUUGCUGCAGUAUCGAGCGACGUCGUACGGGGAGUUGAUGGCUUACCGAUUUCUUGUAGGAUGGUUUGAGGUUUGA